AUGAUUCAAUGGCAACAGUACAAGGUUUUACAGCUGAAUGCUCUGUGGCACAUGGAUGGUCACCAUAAGCUGAUUUGUUGGGGUAUCAUAAUCCAUGGUAUCAUUGAUGGGUAUUGUCGCACAAUGGUCACCAUUCAUCCUAGCACAAGCAAUAGUGCAUUCACAGUGCUUGAGGUGUUUUUGAAUGCAGUCACUCUCUAUGCUGAAUGGAAUGUACACCCUAUCUCUGGAGAAGGACAUGAUCAAAGCCCAAAUGAUAUGAGGCUUAUGGGCCAGCUCAAGCAUGGACUAUAUGCUGACAAUUGUGAAGGAGUCCAUCCUGAUAUCAUCAGACAAUACUAUGGAACUGCAGGAAGGCCUAUUCAUUGUGCACCCCAUCAAACUGGAGCAGGUCAUCCCUCAGAUGAGGUAUACUCAGCUUCUAGAUCUACUGAUGGAGAAUCAGACAAUGAAGAAUCAGAAGAGGAAUGGGAAGAUAUUAAUGAUGCAGAGGACAUUGGUACAGAAGAUCUACAAGAGCUUCCCCAGCUUAUCGCUGCAGAUCACAAUGCCCAUUUUUACCAUAAGCCUGUCUGUGUCCCAAAACAUGCCAGUCCUUUUCGCUCUGCUACUCUUUACAACACCUUUUGUCAAGCCCUUGAUCAAGUACAAGAGGCAGAGCAUAUCCCAGAUGGAUUUGGUAUUCUUCCACAUGAAUGGGAUGAUGACGAGUAUCCUUUGCAUGAAAUAAUUCAAUCAGGAUGA
This is a messenger RNA of Suillus subaureus, 744 nucleotides long. RefSeq lists its product as uncharacterized. Bases 1 to 744 code for a protein of 247 amino acids. NCBI's taxonomy places the organism in Eukaryota, Fungi, Basidiomycota, Agaricomycetes, Boletales, Suillaceae. The record is from RefSeq and is a predicted model, not a curated record. The transcript has 4 exons.